UCGAUUCACAGACACAUUUGUUAGGCCCUGUGUGCGCAUUUGCUACUGUAUGUAUAUUUUGUAUUGUUCACUGAUCUAGAUAACUGUCUCAACGCUCAUAAUGCCAAAAACUGCAGUACUCAAGAUAAGCGCAGAAAAUGCGGUGAAGGUGGAAAACUUCCGUCAGUCACUGUAUCGACAGGCUGAAGAUCUCUUCUCUAAUCAUAUUCCCAGGAAAAUCUCUAAACUGGACAAUUUACUUCAGGAAGAAGAACUCAAUGUCACUGACCUCUCCUCCCUCCAUGCACCCCUAGAAAUCCCCAUUCCUGAUCCCCCCACCCCUGAGGAUGAGGAAAUGGAGACAGACAAGAAUGAAGAGGAGGAGAAAAAGAAGAAAAAACCCCCCAAGUGUGGUUUCAUCAAAGGUAAUGAGAGGAUUGUGAAGCUGCUGGAUAUAGUGAAGCCAGAGAUUGUUGCACUGAAGGAGACCUGCAUCACAGUUUCCUGUUGGAUUGCACACCUCAUUCCUAAAAUAGAGGACGGCAAUGAUUUUGGUGUUGCAAUCCAGGAGAAGAUCAUUGAGAGAAUAGCUGCUGUGAAGACUAAAGUGGAGGGAUUUCAAACCAACAUAAAUAAGUACUUCUCAGAGAGGGGUGAUGCAGUAGCCAAAGCCUCCAAAGACACUCAUGUGAUGGACUACCGUGCCCUAGUCCAUGAGAAAGAUGAGGCUGCGUUCUCUGAGAUCAGGGUUAUUGUGCUGGACAUCCGCGGAUUCUACGCUGAGCUCUAUGACAUCAUCAGUAAGAACUUGGAGAAAGUGACUAAUCCAAAGGGAGAGGAGAAGCCUUCCAUGUACUAAGAGUGUUUCAUGUGGUUGGGGCCAAGAAGAUAAACAGAGGGGAGAGCGAUAGUCAGAAACACACCUUUCCAUUCAGGAUAACCUUUUUUUUUUCAGUGAAACAUACAAUCAGUCAUUUUGUACUCUUCAGAUAGUAGUGUCUCAAAUCAAUAAACAAAGUCUUGAUACAGCAGAAUUGUAGCAGCUCAUAACUUUGGCCA
This is a messenger RNA of Chanos chanos (milkfish), 1038 nucleotides long. RefSeq names its product proteasome activator subunit 2 (gene psme2). NCBI's taxonomy places the organism in Eukaryota, Metazoa, Chordata, Actinopteri, Gonorynchiformes, Chanidae. Gene Ontology annotation, molecular function: endopeptidase activator activity. The transcript is spliced from 11 exons. The record is from RefSeq and is a predicted model, not a curated record. Gene Ontology annotation, biological process: regulation of G1/S transition of mitotic cell cycle; regulation of proteasomal protein catabolic process; positive regulation of endopeptidase activity. Gene Ontology annotation, cellular component: proteasome activator complex; nucleoplasm; cytoplasm. Bases 101 to 838 code for a protein of 245 amino acids.